GUAUUUUAUUCUCUCUCCGUAGGAAUACAAAAUUGCGAGUACGCUACUGAAUUUCAAUGCAAUUAAAGAAUCCUACGGUACGGUACUGCAUCUCUAGUAUGUAUCUGAAAUGAACAACAACAGCAUGGUUUAUAGCUUUCUAUGCUUAGCCGCCUUUCUACUUUCAUCCGUAACAGCCUUAGCAACGCCGCCGUUCCAAUUCAUUAGAGCAUCUUGCGACUCAACGACGCCUUACCCUAAGCUAUGUUACACCUCUCUUUCACCCUAUGCGGCUGCCAUUGGGGCAGAUCCCCACAUUUUAGUCCGCGCCGCUCUAUCGGCCGCCCUCAAAAGUGGCCGAUCCACCUCCGCCGCCGCAGACAAGGCAGCGCCGUCCCUCCCCCAUCAGUUGCGUGAUUGUGUGCCGGGCCUGCACCGCGCCGUCCACCGAAUGAAAAGGUCACUGGGCGAAAUCAAGAAGAAGAAGAAAAAGAUCCGACACGUGGAGGCCUUAAUUAGAGGCGCGGUUAAGGAGUACGACGCCUGUAAUGAUGCGUUUCAGGAAUUAGGUUUGAAUGGUUCCACGACGAUUAGUCCACAGAUCUCAUUGGCUCCAAAUCUUACUCUCAACGCACUUGCUUUCACCGCCCAUUUCUACGCAAAGGUGAAGUGUGGUGAAGGAAGGAAAAAGAUCGAGUUCCUUAGAGCAUCAUGUGAUGGAAUGUACAAUAUCUAUCCCGAUCUAUGUUAUGCCACCCUAUUGAGCUAUGCAUGUGCCAAUGAGCCCGACCGAGAGCGUCUAGCUAAGAAGGGUGUAUCGAUCCUUCGCCGAAGCACCGAAUCGGCGGCCCGGGCUUUGCGAAAGAUCGGUGGAAGAGAUGCCUAUAACAUGAGUACCUUGGUGGGUGUUUUUCUGCAUUUAUCAAACUUCUCCCUCCAAAACAUCGACACAGCUUUGAAAUAUUGGGAGAAAUUGCACCUGUUAAAGGGCUCUGAUUUGAGCUACCAGCUUCUUCUAAUUGAGAGUUUGCUCGAUGGUGUGGAUACCGACUACACAUGGAUGAGCUUUGAAUUGGAUAACCAAGGUAAGGAGAGAUACCGCAACAAGGUGGACAUUGCUUUGACAAAAGUAAUUCACGAAUUUGAUCCUUAUGCUCGCAUCGCAUUGAAUUUGUUCUAUAAGUUUGAAUCCCAAGUGUCUUCCUAGCUAGUUUUAAAGCGUCAAAUGCAUACUACUUUAACUAUUGGUAAUGUUGCAUUUUGAUAUUUAACUCUUAAACGAAUCAAAACGGUACCUUAACUAUAUAUAAAUGUUUCAAUUUGAGAUUUAAUUCAAAUUUCCGACCAAAAAAUCCUUCAUGAUGAUCAAAAUUUCAUGUGUAGAGUCACCCUAUAUGGACAAAACUAAGGUGAAGUAGACUUUACGCAUAGAAUUCUGGCCAUCACGCGUGAUUUUUUGGUCGGAAAUUUGAAUAAUCUCAAUUCAAAACAUUUAUGUAUAAUUAAGGUUCCAUUUUGAUUCAUUUAAGAGUUAAGCUACCAAAAUGGAACAUUAUCGAUAGUUAAGGUAUCAUUCAUGGAUUUGAUCCAAAAGAAAAUAUACACACACCCUCGCUCUCGAUUCAGAAGCCAGCUAAUUACAAUUCAUAAAUUAUGUUCACUUUUAGUUUAAAUUAAUACUAAGUGUAACGGUGAACAUCUCAGCCAAAACUUUGAUGCUAAAUUUCUUUACAUGAAUCAAGUUUCAAUGCCUAAUUUCCUC
Molecule: messenger RNA, 1741 nt
Organism: Cuscuta europaea
Lineage: Eukaryota; Viridiplantae; Streptophyta; Magnoliopsida; Solanales; Convolvulaceae
Source: the annotation of a GenBank genome assembly